AUGACUCCAUCAUGGUUGGCCGCCGGCCUUCUCUGCUUCGUUCGGGUCUCGGCCGCCCUUGGACCCCAACUCGGGCCCGCGGAGAUGUGGAGGGAGUUCCGGAAGGAAUCCACCCCUGAAGUCGCGGGACCGGCUGCGUCCCGACUAUUCCAGAAUGAAGCUGGCCCUGGAGCUCCGGAUCCUUCGACCCUCUACCGGGCCUACAACCUUUCAGUGCCUGUCGAUCAUUUUCACAACGAUUCGCUCUACGAACCUCACUCGGACGCGUCCUUUCCUCUUCGCUACUGGUACGAUGACAGAUUCUACAAGCCCGGCGGCCCCGUCAUUGCACUAGCAGCAGGCGAAACGAGCGGCCAAGGUCGACUUCCCUUUUUGCAGAAGGGCAUCGUCGCUAUUCUGGCGGAAGCGACAAACGGAGUCGGCGUGAUCCUGGAGCACCGCUACUACGGCCGAAGUGUUCCGACGCCGGACUUCAGCACCGAAAACCUCCGGUUCUUGACGACGGACCAGGCUCUCGCUGAUACCGCCUAUUUCGCAAAGAACAUUAAAUUCCCUGGCAAACUUUCGAAUGUCAGCUUGACCGCCCCUGACACGCCGUGGAUAGUGUAUGGUGGUUCGUAUGCGGGCGCCUUCGUCGCGUUUCUCCGCAAGGUGUACCCCGAGCUAUUCGUGGGUGCCAUCUCGUCGUCCGGUGUGACGGCAGCUGUGGUCGACUUCUGGGCCUACUACGAGGCAGCGCGGCUUUAUGCGCCGGGUGACUGCGCUGAGACGACCCAGAAGCUGACGCACGUGGUCGACAACAUCUUGUUCCAAAAGGGCAACGCUACGGAAGAUGACAUCGUUUUGUUGAAAACAGCCUUCGGGCUGGAAAACGUCACCAACAGCGCCGACUUUGGAAGCGCCAUUCAAGGAGGCAUCGCAGGGCUGCAGGGCCGUAACUGGGACCCAGCCAUCGAUAGUCGAGGCUUCCUCCGAUACUGUGGCAACAUGACCUCGGACGAGGUUAUUUGGCCUGAGACUGAGAGCCUCGAUUCUACUAUUCGCCAGCUCCUGGCCACCGGUGGGUACGAGAAAGAGACGGAGAAGUUGGCAACACGUUUCAAGAAUUACAUCGGCUACGUCGACUUCACCACUGUUUCUCGAUGUGACGGCGAUCAAGACGAGUGCUUCGGCCCAGGCUCCGAUGAGUCUUACGCAGCGGAUGAUAUCAACCAGACUUGGCGUCUUUGGCCAUACCAAUACUGCACACAAUGGGGAUAUCUCCAAACGGGGUCUGGAGUGCCAGAGACUCAAUUGCCGUUGAUCUCACGGACGAUCGACCUCGAAUACUCAACCGUCAUCUGCCGCAAGGCAUUCAAUAUUACCACCUUGCCGAACGUGGAUGCCAUUAAUAAGUACGGCGGGUACAACUUCAGCUACCCUCGUGUAGCUAUCAUCGAUGGCGAGUCGGACCCAUGGAGGCAAGCUACUCCCAACAAGAUCGGAUUGCCUCGUCCUGAAUCAACAACCGAGGAGCCGAAUCUUGUCAUCGGAGGGGGCGCAGUCCAUCAUUGGGAUGAGAACGGCCUCUUCAAGAACGAAACGACGGCCGAGCUUCCUCCGGGUCCUGUGAAGGAGGCACAGGCUUUUGAGGUCGAGUUUGUCAAGGCAUGGUUGAAGGAGUGGAAACAAGCUCGACGGUGA
Messenger RNA from Colletotrichum karsti, 1683 nucleotides. RefSeq names its product serine carboxypeptidase s28. The record is from RefSeq and is a predicted model, not a curated record. The transcript is spliced from 2 exons. Bases 1 to 1683 code for a protein of 560 amino acids. Gene Ontology annotation, molecular function: dipeptidyl-peptidase activity; serine-type exopeptidase activity. Gene Ontology annotation, biological process: proteolysis. Lineage: Eukaryota; Fungi; Ascomycota; Sordariomycetes; Glomerellales; Glomerellaceae.